Phacochoerus africanus (Common warthog) is the source of this 1637-nucleotide messenger RNA. It is a transcript of the gene ARL13A, whose product is annotated as ADP ribosylation factor like GTPase 13A. Gene Ontology annotation, biological process: non-motile cilium assembly; receptor localization to non-motile cilium. The record is from RefSeq and is a predicted model, not a curated record. Gene Ontology annotation, molecular function: GTPase activity; GTP binding. The transcript has 7 exons. Gene Ontology annotation, cellular component: ciliary membrane; non-motile cilium. NCBI's taxonomy places the organism in Eukaryota, Metazoa, Chordata, Mammalia, Artiodactyla, Suidae.
AUGUUCUAGCUACUGAACUCUUGCUGUUCUCACCUAAAGGCAACUGAAGAGAGAUGAAGGAAUGUGACCAUCAUCAUCAUUGGACUGGACAAUUCAGGCAAAACUGUUCUUAUGGAGGCGUUCCAAAGGCUUCUCCCCAGUAGGAUAGACAGUCAUAUGAAAUCUGAACUGACCACACUCCUGCUGGAUGAUUACGAAGUUUCCAUCUAUGACCUAAAUGGAGACACGAAGGGCCGAGAAACCUGGCCAAACUACUACGCGCAGGCACACGGACUUGUUUUUGUCCUGGACUCCAGCGACUUUGAACGCAUGCAGGAAGUGAAGGUCAUCUUUACGCGACUGCUGUCUGAUAGAGUGGCCGGGAAACCAUCCUACUGCAAGAUUCCGCCUUUCCUGGCCAAUAAGCAAGACAAGAAGGACGCCCUUCUACCUUGUGAUAUUAUUGAAUAUCUGCUGCUGGAAAGGCUAAUGAACGAGAAGAAGUCCUGGUGCCGACUGGAAUCUUGUUCAGCCAUCAAAAACCUCCAAAGAAGGAGCCAUCAGCCUAUAAUUGAAGGCCUGCGCUGGCUGUUAUCUGCCAUUGGGAAUAAAUAUGAAGAGCGGUGUACUCGCCAACAGGCACUCCCGUUGGGCAUCCCAGCCUCCAAGGGUGCCACAGGCUUUGGAGAAAGAUGCUCAUCAGAAAGCUCCACUACCAGGAUGGGAAUGUCCAAAGAAAAGAGACCAAAUCUGGGACAACGCUCAAUGGAACCUAGGCCUCUACAGUCAAUCCUACAGAAAGAAGGUAUAAGAAUAAGACCUAAAAAGAACAUAUCAGUAACAUUUGCUUUAGACGAACCCAUGGAGGAAAGUGAAUGUUCUGGGGGAAAGAGAGCUCAUAACACCUCUGAGCUUCGCUACAAUCAGAGUGUUGGCUUGCAGCGCACAGCUCCAUAUGCCAAGGACAAUCUUUUUGAAGGUAAUGCUGGAUCAGUGAUUAGUCAGAGGAGAAAAGGUAUAAGGUCUUCUCUCAUGAUUUAUAAAACAGUAUUCUUAUUUUGAGUCCAAAGCUCUUUUCUCAUACUAUGCUUAGGGGUCAGUAGAAAGAGGAGUAGAUGAAGUGUAGGGAGAGAGCUUGGGUACUACUAGCUGGCUGCCUAGUAUGAUGCCCCAGCACUGGCUGACACAAGAUCUUUGUUUGGAUGGCUGUAGGGUUAUCUUAAAGGUUAUGAUUUCCAGUGGUGGAAGUACAAAUUGGCAUGACCUUUAGUUUGGUUGUCUGUCUCCCUCUUAUUCUCCGUCUCUCAAUAUGUACAUAAAGAACUUUAAAAUUGUGGAAAUCCUAUGAGCCGAUCAUCUCACGUCUUGAAUGGCAGCCAAAGAUAAUUACACAAGCACCCCAAAAAGGAUGCUCAUGGUUGUUCAACCACAGCAUUGUAUAUAACAGCUAAAAAGUGGAAACAAGCUAAAUGUCUAACAAUGGAGAAUGGCUAAAUAGAUCAAGGUAUGUCCACACAAUGGAAUACUAUGCAGACAUUAAAAAGGCUAUGUGGAGAUUCUAGGUGCUUUUGAGAAGUAAGGGCCAAGGUACCUUUCUAGGGAUUUUUGUUUCGUUGGAAAAUUUCUUUAUACUCACCUAUUAUUUCUUCCAAUAUACU